Tripterygium wilfordii is the source of this 1482-nucleotide messenger RNA. RefSeq names its product probable serine/threonine-protein kinase PBL15. The coding region runs from base 119 to 1369 and encodes 416 amino acids. Lineage: Eukaryota; Viridiplantae; Streptophyta; Magnoliopsida; Celastrales; Celastraceae. Gene Ontology annotation, molecular function: protein kinase activity; ATP binding. The transcript is spliced from 5 exons. Gene Ontology annotation, biological process: protein phosphorylation. The record is from RefSeq and is a predicted model, not a curated record.
GCAGUUGGAGAAAGAAUGUAUCCUCUCUAGCUUUCUUAAAUGGAUUAAAAGACCCUCUAACUUCUUCACUAUAUCAAAACCGCAUAACAAACCAGCAACACACACAGCUUUUGCAACAAUGAGAGAAACCCCAUCAAAGCAAUGGAGACCCUUUACUGCAAACUGUUGUACUGUGGAUGACAAAACAAUCUUUGGCAACUUCAGCCGGUGCAAGCCAUCACGUUCUGAUAACAUUGCACCAAUGCCAUCAUUCAGGAGAUUGUCAUUCUCUGAUCUUAGUCGGUCUUCUUCGAUGCGGAUCAAUGAAGACCUUGCCAUGUCUUUUGGGAAUGAUUUGUAUGAUUUUCAGUUGAGUGAGUUGAAAGCUAUCACACAGAAUUUCUCAAGCAAUUUCUUGCUUGGAGAGGGUGGUUUUGGGACUGUUCAUAAGGGUUAUAUUGAUGAGAAUUUGAGGCAGGGCUUGAAGGCUCAAGCUGUUGCUGUCAAGCUUUUGGACAUUGAAGGCUUGCAGGGUCACCGUGAAUGGCUUGCAGAAGUGAUAUUUCUUGGGCAGCUUAGGCAUAAAAAUCUUGUCCGAUUGAUCGGUUAUUGUUGUGAGGAUGAAGAAAGGCUUCUUGUAUACGAAUUCAUGCCUCGAGGCAGCUUGGAGAAUCACUUGUUCAAAAGGCUUUCAGUAUCACUGCCAUGGAGUACAAGAAUAAAGAUUGCAGUUGGAGCAGCUAAAGGCCUUUCCUUCUUGCAUAGUGCAGUGAAUCCGGUGAUAUACCGCGACUUCAAGACUUCCAAUGUCUUGCUCGAUUCUGAUUUCACAGCAAAAUUGUCCGACUUUGGACUAGCAAAGAUGGGACCUGAAGGAUCAAACACACAUGUGACAACAAGAGUGAUGGGAACAUAUGGGUAUGCAGCUCCAGAAUACGUCUCAACAGGGCACUUGACAGCAAAAAGUGAUGUUUACAGCUUUGGAGUGGUGCUGCUGGAGCUGCUUAUAGGGAGGAGAUGCAUGGAUAAAUCAAGGCCAAAAGGUGAGCAAAACCUUGUUGAUUGGGCAAAACCAUAUCUGACUAGUAGCCGGCGAUUGCGCUACAUUGUGGAUCCAAGACUUGCUGGCCAGUACUCUGUAAAGGGUGCAAAAGAAAUGGCUCUUCUGGCCUUACAAUGCAUUAGUUUGAAUCCCAAAGACAGGCCGAGGAUGUCAGCCAUAGUUGAAACACUAAAAUGCUUGCAAAAUUACAAGGACAUGGCAGUCUCUUCUGGACAAUGGCCAGUCGCACCAAAAUCAACCAGAAAUGCUAAAGUGAAUAAGACAGAUAGUAAAGGUGGGACUUUCAGGAAAUCCUCCCCUGUUACUCCAAGCAGGAAAAAAUCUUGAUCAUUUCCAUGGAAAUGCAAAGGUAUUUCUAGUAUAUCUUAGCAGAUAAAUGAAUGUAUGUAUGCCAAGAAGAAACUAAGGCAUGAUUAAGAGCCUCUGUAAAUAUGUGAAAA